AACACGCUUCUCCUUUGCGACAACACUCUUGGGCCUGUAUGGUUUCGUUUCCAAGGAGACGCGUGGUCAAAAAUGCCCACUUCGUGGAUUCUCCCCUAGCCUGCGAAAACAUCCGUUUCCCCUCGCUCUUCGUCGCUGGGGACGUUUCGCGAAGAGGAACGCCUCCACAAGAAACGUCCCCAGCGGCGAAGAGCCAGGAGAAACGGAUGUUUUCGCAGGCUAAUUCUCCCCCUACAGAUGCGGGACACACGAUACGGGAUGGUUAAAGGGGGCUCAUCCCGAGGAACACGAGGGUACGGUGACACGACAGGUGUGCUUCCACUUGAGUCCAAAUUAUUGCCGUUGGUCCGUCAAUAU
Messenger RNA from Porites evermanni, 357 nucleotides. The record is from the annotation of a GenBank genome assembly. Lineage: Eukaryota; Metazoa; Cnidaria; Anthozoa; Scleractinia; Poritidae.